CCGAGCAGCGGGCGCCUUCAUUCAUUCGCCGCCGCUUGGAGCGCGCACGUCCGCCUUUCGCGCGCGCCUGAGCUGUCCGGCCGCUGCUCUCGGAGUCUUUUCCCGCGUCGGGAAGGAAGCGGGGCAGGAACGUCCGCAAGUGAAUUCGCGGGAAGGAGGAGGAAAGGAAAGGAAAGGAAAAGAAAAGAAAAGAAAAGGAAAGGAAAGGAAAGGAAAGGAAAGGAAAGGAAAGGAAAGGAAAGGAAAGGAAAGGAAAGGAAAGGAAAGGAAAGGAAAGGAAAGAACACUCGAGCAAAGGAGAUCAAGUGGAUUUUUUGGAGCCGUUCCGCUGGGUUUGCCAAUGGCCAAAGGAGAAGGAGCUGAAAGCGUCUCAGCGGCUGGCCUCUUGCAACCGAGCAUCUUAAAACAAGAGGAGCUGAUCCAUUCCAAGAAAGAAAGCAAAGCAAAGCUAUCGAUAUGCAGCAAAGUGUGUUAUGCCAUUGGUGGGGCACCCUAUCAGAUCACCGGUUGUGCUUUGGGAUUCUUUCUCCAGAUUUACUUACUGGAUGUGGUGCAGAUGGACCCCUUCUAUGCAUCCAUCAUCCUUUUCGUGGGCCGUGCUUGGGAUGCCGUAACUGAUCCUCUGGUGGGUUUCUUCAUCAGUAAAAGCUCCUGGACUUGCUUUGGACGCCUGAUGCCCUGGAUUGUCUUUUCCACUCCCUUUGCUGUGAUCUCCUACUUCCUGAUAUGGUUUGUGCCUGACAUCUCUCGAGGGCAAGUGAUGUGGUACCUUUUCUUCUACUGCACUUUUCAGACCCUUGUGACGUGCUUCCAUGUUCCUUAUUCCGCCCUCACCAUGUUCAUCAGCAGAGAACAGAGUGAAAGGGAUUCUGCCACAGCCUACCGCAUGACAGUAGAAGUGCUUGGGACUGUCCUAGGAACAGCCAUCCAAGGACAGAUUGUGGGCAAAGCAGAUACACCAUGUAUUUCCGACCCACCCUUCUUGAACCCAAACUAUUCUUCAGUGGUCUUGGAGGAAGUCAACAUCACCCGUGACACUGGUUCGCUCUCUGACACGAGAAAUGCCUAUAUGAUUGCAGCUGGUGUGAUAGGUGGGAUUUAUAUUCUUUGUGCUACCGUUCUGUCGGUAGGCGUGCGAGAAAGGCAAGGUAAGACAACUGAAUCAGCUAACACCAUAUAUUAUUAU
Messenger RNA from Python bivittatus (Burmese python), 1186 nucleotides. Lineage: Eukaryota; Metazoa; Chordata; Lepidosauria; Squamata; Pythonidae. The record is from RefSeq and is a predicted model, not a curated record.